Perognathus longimembris pacificus (Pacific pocket mouse) is the source of this 3855-nucleotide messenger RNA. It is a transcript of the gene Bace1, whose product is annotated as beta-secretase 1. The record is from RefSeq and is a predicted model, not a curated record. Gene Ontology annotation, molecular function: aspartic-type endopeptidase activity. Lineage: Eukaryota; Metazoa; Chordata; Mammalia; Rodentia; Heteromyidae. Gene Ontology annotation, biological process: membrane protein ectodomain proteolysis; amyloid-beta metabolic process. Gene Ontology annotation, cellular component: trans-Golgi network; endosome; membrane.
CGCUUCCGCUGGGCCCCCCGCGAGCGAAGUCGACUCGGCGCAGGGACCCGGGAGAUCGUGGGGGGCGGGGGGGUCCCCCAUGCCUCCGGGCCCCGUCUCCUGAGCCCAGCCACCAGCGCCGGGACUCGGGGCAGGCGCGCGCCCACCAGGCCCGGGCGCACCAUGGCCCCGGCCCUGCCCUGGCUCCUGCUGUGGGUGGGCUGGGGCGUCCUGCCGGCCCCCGGCACCCCGCGCACCCCCGCGCACCCCGCGGGCGGCAUCCGCCUGCCCCUGCGCAGCGGCCUGGCCGGGGCUCCGCUGGGGCUGCGGCUGCCCCGGGACACCGACGAGGAGCGCGAGGAGCCCGGGCCCAGGGGCAGCUUUGUGGAGAUGGUGGACAACCUGAGGGGCAAAUCCGGCCAAGGCUACUACGUGGAGAUGACCGUGGGCAGCCCCCCGCAGACGCUCAACAUCCUGGUGGACACAGGCAGCAGUAACUUUGCAGUGGGCGCAGCCCCUCACCCUUUCCUGCAUCGCUACUACCAGAGACAGCUGUCCAGCACGUACCGGGACCUCCGGAAGGGUGUAUAUGUGCCCUACACCCAGGGCAAGUGGGAGGGGGAGCUGGGCACCGACCUGGUGAGCAUCCCUCAUGGUCCCAACGUCACUGUGCGUGCCAACAUCGCUGCCAUCACUGAAUCGGAUAAAUUCUUCAUCAAUGGCUCCAACUGGGAGGGCAUCCUGGGACUGGCAUAUGCUGAGAUUGCCAGGCCUGACGACUCCCUGGAGCCCUUUUUCGAUUCCUUGGUGAAGCAGACCCACGUUCCCAACCUCUUCUCCCUGCAGCUCUGUGGCACGGGCUUCCCCCUCAACCAGUCUGAGGUGCUUGCCUCAGUUGGAGGGAGCAUGAUCAUUGGGGGCAUCGACCAUUCGCUGUACACGGGCAGCCUCUGGUACACACCCAUCCGGCGGGAAUGGUAUUAUGAGGUGAUCAUUGUGCGGGUGGAAAUCAACGGACAAGACCUGAAAAUGGACUGCAAGGAGUACAACUAUGACAAGAGUAUUGUGGACAGUGGCACCACCAACCUGCGUUUGCCCAAGAAAGUGUUUGAAGCUGCAGUCAAGUCCAUCAAGGCAGCCUCCUCGACAGAGAAGUUCCCGGAUGGGUUUUGGCUAGGGGAGCAGCUGGUAUGCUGGCAAGCAGGCACCACCCCAUGGAACAUCUUCCCAGUCAUCUCACUCUACCUCAUGGGUGAGGUCACCAAUCAGUCUUUCCGCAUCACCAUCCUUCCACAGCAAUACCUGCGGCCAGUGGAGGAUGUGGCCACGUCCCAGGACGACUGCUACAAGUUUGCCAUCUCCCAGUCCUCUACAGGCACUGUCAUGGGGGCCGUCAUCAUGGAGGGCUUCUAUGUUGUCUUUGAUCGGGCCCGAAAACGAAUUGGCUUUGCCGUCAGUGCUUGCCAUGUGCACGAUGAGUUCAGGACAGCGGCAGUUGAAGGCCCUUUUGUCACUCCAGACAUGGAAGACUGCGGCUACAACAUUCCACAGACAGACGAGUCCACCCUCAUGACCAUAGCCUAUGUCAUGGCUGCCAUCUGUGCCCUCUUCAUGCUGCCACUCUGCCUCAUGGUGUGCCAGUGGCGCUGCCUCCGCUGCCUGCGCCAGCAGCACGAUGACUUUGCCGAUGACAUCUCCCUGCUGAAGUGAGGAGGCCCGAAGGCGCAAGACAGAAAUUGCCCGGGACCACAUCUGGGUGGUUCACCUUGGUCACAAGUCGGGGAGACGCAGGUGGCCCUCAGGACCCUCAACCACCCACCAAAUGCCUCUGCCUUGAGGGAAGAGAAGGGCCGCAGGGGGAUUCCAGGGCUUGUACCCAGAGGAAACAGGAGGGAAGCAGCAGCACUCUGCUAGCAGGAAUGCUUUCGGUCACCUCAAACUCCACUUGGGAAAUUCUGCUGCUUAAACCUUUAGUCCUGAACUUUUGCCCACCAUCCCUUUAGGUUUUCCAACCCAAAGUGUUCUUUCCUUAUGUCUGGGAGUACUUGCAUCGCGCUCAGGCCACCCUGGUACGUAUCUCUGUGGUACCCUGGCAGAGAGAGGGCCAACUUCACUUUUCUGCUGACCUAAGUCAAAAGAUGCAGUUUGCUAUUUGCUUUAGAGAUAGGGCCUGCAGAAACAGCCUACACUGGUGCAAAGACUGUUCCUGAAUUAAACGAAGAACAAUGAGAUGAAAUAUUUGUACUUAUGGGGGGUGGUCAGAGAGAGAAGAAGGGGGAGGCACGGCUCAGCGGUAGAGCACCUACCUGCCUAGCAAGUGCAAGGCCCUGAAUUCUAACACAGUUACCACCACCACCACCCCCCCAAAAAAAAGAAAGGAAGAGAGGAGGAGAGAGAAUAAAAACACAGGGAACAGUUGGUAGGAAAAGCUAGGAAAGGCAGGAACACAACACUUGCCAACCCCAGUUUUAGACCUCAUCUCCAAGACACAACUCCAUGUCCUAAAAUGGUGUGGCUCCCCCCAGUGUUUAGUGGUAGAGUGAGAUGACAAGAAGGCUUACCCAAGCCAAAGAGCUCUCUUCAGUGACAAGUACCCACCAGGAAGCUCACGUAACCAAUUCCUACCUUAUUAAUCCCACUUGUCUCUACUCACACCCUUCCUUCCAUGUAUGAUAGUGGCACUGAGACAUCCCAACCACCAGAGCCCCGGUUCCCUGUGGGAGGACAAGUGGAAUGUAGCAGGGCAGGCUGGACACUGUCUUCCUGAUCACAGGUUCACUCCUCCACACAACUGAUGGCUCUGGAGCUUUGCAGCUGAGGUGCUAAGGCUAUAGAAAGGAGGUCUCUCCUACCUAAUCCUAGUGAAUCCUGAAAAUUCAUUCAACAGGUACAGGUUGAUGCCUAUAUCUCUUCCUGGAUUUCUUCUGAUCAGUGGUACCAAGUGGUAAGACCUUUAACCCAGUACUGAGCAGUUCCACUGCUUUCUCUCCCUAAUGGUCCUCCACUUAUUUGGCUAAUGCAUCCAUACACUGGCUAGUAUUACACCACGAAUGUACAGACUAGAGGGCUUUCUGCCUUGGUAACUGUCUCCAGUAUCAAGGCUACCUAGAGAAAGAACAGCAGCCUCAAGGCUUCCUGGUUUCCUUCUCUACCUUUCCCAGAUGAAGGCCACCUUCUCCCCCUAUCCUGCUUUCUGCUCCCCACUCCCUGUAGUACAUGGGUACCCAGGCUGGUUCUUGGGCUAGGUCGUGGGGCCACGUUCAUUUCCUCUGUCAGUUCAACACUGUGGCUCGUGUGAAUGGGAAGUUAGCUGCUGGAUAGCCUGUUCCUAUCUGGUCUGCACAAUGCCUCCAGGUAGGGACCUGUCAAGGCAGAGAGAAAUGGAAGGAGGGCCUCUGGAGUUGCUGGUCUAAGCCAGCUGCCCACAAGCCAUAAACCAAUAAAACAAGAACACUGAGUCACAGUUUUUAUCCUGUUCUCUUCAUUCCCACUGCACUUGGUGCUGUCUAACUGGGAACUCCCCAUGAUUCUAAAAACUGACAGACUGGAGACUGGCUGCUUCCAGUUCAGAGCUUACAGUGUAAAUCACCCAGAACUGCUGCAGGAGGAAAAUGACACAUUCUGCUUCAUAGUUUAUACCCAUGUUGGGGAAAACUAGCUCUUUCCAGGGCACAAAUCUCAAUCCAAACAUUAGUAACUCUUGUUUCCUAUUGUUUGUUUGUGACUUGUUUUGUUCUUUAAAGAAAACUUGCAUUUGUCUUGUCACAGUUACUUCAUUUCUACCCUGAAACUAUGAAUUCUAAAUGUAAAAAAGAUCUUGACAACAGCUUCUUGCUUGUAAAAAUAUGUAUUCUAUAUCUCUAUUUCUAAAUUCUA